This is a messenger RNA of Trichomycterus rosablanca, 2163 nucleotides long. RefSeq names its product scavenger receptor class B, member 1 (gene scarb1). NCBI's taxonomy places the organism in Eukaryota, Metazoa, Chordata, Actinopteri, Siluriformes, Trichomycteridae. The record is from RefSeq and is a predicted model, not a curated record. Gene Ontology annotation, biological process: cholesterol import; recognition of apoptotic cell; cholesterol efflux. The transcript has 13 exons. Gene Ontology annotation, molecular function: lipid binding; scavenger receptor activity; low-density lipoprotein particle binding. Gene Ontology annotation, cellular component: caveola; cytoplasm. The coding region runs from base 115 to 1647 and encodes 510 amino acids.
GAAACGCUUACAAAACUCUAAGAUGGAAUGUUGAUGCCACAUGUAACAUUUAGAGCAUCCUGCAUCAGUGUUUGUACUACUUUAGUUUGUAAGUAGUUUGUAGGUUCGUGGAAUAUGGCAAUAUCAAAGUUUAAAAUAACAAUAGGACUUUCAGUGAUAGGACUUUUAUUAGUUGGAUUCGGGACUUUUCUCAUGUUUAUGGGACCUGUUAUUAUCAACGACCAAAUAGUAAAGAAUGUAGAAAUCAACCCCAAAAACGACUUGUCCUACACCAUGUGGAAGGACAUUCCAGUACCAUUCUUUAUGUCAGUUUAUUUCUUCAAUAUUCUCAAUCCUGAAGAGAUACUAGCCGGAGAAAAGCCCAUGGUUCAGCAAAAAGGUCCAUAUGUGUACAGGGAGAACCGUUGGAAGGACAAUAUCACUUUCCAUGACAACAAAACAGUGUCAUAUCGUGAAUAUCGGCAGUAUUUUUUUGAGGAGAGCAUGUCUGUAAGCAACGAGUCAGAUGUGAUCACCAUACCAAAUAUGCUGGUUCUGGGAGCAUCAGUGAUGAUGGAGAAAUCUCCCUAUCCAUUGCGAGUAUUGAUGAGCUCCACUUUUAAAACCUUUAAAGAGGGUCCCUUUUUAACUAAAACUGUAGGUGAGCUUAUGUGGGGAUUUGAUAGCAAAUUGGUGGACUUUCUCAACACCUUCCUACCUGGUACACUGCCAUUCAAAGGAAAGUUUGGAUUGUUUGCUGAUUUUAACAACUCAAACACUGGGUUGUUCACUCUCUUUACUGGUCAAGAUGACAUCAGGAAAGUUCACAAUGUGGACACUUGGAAUGGCUUAAAGAAAGUAAACUACUGGAAAUCUGAGCAGUGCAACAUGAUAAAUGGAACAGCAGGCCAAAUGUGGCCCCCGUUCUUGACUACAGAAUCAAGUUUGACAUUUUACAGUCCAGAUGCCUGCAGGUCAAUGGAUCUAGUAUACGAGAGGCCAGAGGUAAUGCUAGGAAUCCCUGUCUAUCGUUUUGUGGCCCCUAAAACUCUUUUUGCCAAUGGCUCAACUUAUACACCAAAUGAAGGCUUCUGCCCAUGCAGGGAGUCAGGUCUACUUAAUGUUAUGACCUGCAGGCACAAUUCCCCUGUGUUCAUCUCCCACCCACAUUUCUACAAUGCCGACCCAGUCCUGUUGCAGACAGUCAAUGGGCUUAACCCCACUGAGCAUGAUCAUGGACUCUUUAUUGACAUACACCCAGAAACUGGAAUACCUAUAAAUGUGUCCAUCAAGCUGCAACUUAAUCUUUUAAUAAAGAAGGUAGAAGGAAUAAGUGAAACUGGAAAUAUAGCUGAAGUGGUAAUGCCAAUGCUCUGGUUUGGUGAGAGUGGCUACAUUGAUGGUCCUGCACUCAACAUGUUCCGUCUGAACCUGGUAAUAUUGCCUACGAUGAUGAAGUACAUGCAGUACAUCUUUCUUGUGCUUGGACUGGGCUGUAUUAUAGGGGCUGUGGUACUGAGACUACAUGAAAAGAUAGCCAAGAAAACUGAGACAGCUGUCAUCACUAAAGACACAGGGAUAACAAAUAGUAUUUUCAAGGAUGGCACUGACGUGGACCCAGUCACUGUGGACAGUGAAAAAACCCCACUUUUACAAAACAAGGACUAGAAGAAUUUUUCUGCCCUUACAGCACUGCAUUGACCUUUUUGCUUUUUUCUCAAGUCCCUUAACAUCUGAAACACUAACUAAAGAUAACCACUAACUUAAUCAUAGUAAAUGUAUUUUUGAAACUUUUCCUAAGAGCUGCCUUUUCUGAUUUAAUGUAUAUACACUGGACCUGAAAACUGAAGAUUAAUGAUUAUUAACUAUUGCCAUUUCAUAAAUUACAGUGUGCAUAUCUAAUGUGUUUUUACUUUUUAAAGACCAACCCAUGCUAAAAACAGAUCUGCUACUAGUUUCCAUCAUGUAACAUUUAAUUUUAAAUUCACUACAGAGUGAAUUUGUGUUAUUCAGGGAAAUAUUUAAAUAUACUGGAAAAAACAUGUAACUGUAAUACCUGUAAGUGAUUGUACAGUUGGGAUCAAAGAUUUCCACACACAUGUAAGUUGCCAGUCUUAAAAUUCCAAUGAUUUCUGCAACCGUUUUGUGCUGUGACAGUACUGUUUUAAAUUGUGUAUGUGUUCA